AUGGCAGCUUUGAACCUCACCCCCUCUGGCCCUUCAACAUUUCUUCUAAUGGGCAUUCCUGACCUGGAAUAUGCCCAUGUCUGGAUUUCCAUCCCUUUCGCUACAUUCUACAUUAUUGGCCUGUUGGGAAAUUUCAUAAUUUUGUUUGUUGUAGGGAAUGAGAAGACUCUGCACAAGCCAAUGUACCUGCUGCUAUGUAUGCUGGCACUCACAGACAUUAGCAUGUCUACCUGCGUCAUGCCAAAGACACUGUUGAUAUUUUGGUUCAAUAUGAAAGAUAUUAUAGUGGAUGGCUGCCUCACCCAAAUGUUCUUUUUUCAAGCAAUUUCUAUUAUGCACUCAGGUAUCCUUGUCACAAUGGCCUUUGAUCGCUACGUUGCAAUAUGUAACCCUCUGAGAUACACUACCAUCCUCACCAAUGUACGAAUAGCUAAGCUAGGGUUUGUGGGUAUGAUAAGAGCUGUUCUUUCCAUGCUUCUCCCACUCCUGUUCCUGAGCAGGCAGCCAUUCUGUGCCAACCGCAUUAUCCCCCACACAUACUGCGAUCAUAUGGCUGUGGCAAAAAUGUCGUGUGGGGACAUCACAGUAAACAGGAUGUACGGCUUGGUGUUGGCAUUUGUUGUCAUUGGGUUAGACCUGACAUUCAUUGCCCUGUCCUAUGGACUUAUCAUCAGGGCCCUCCUCAGAAUCUCCUCCAAGAAAACCCACCAGAAAGCCUUCAGCACCUGCACAGCCCACAUCUUUGUGAUACUGAUGUCUUAUCCUUUUGGCCUCUUCUCCGUUCUGACACACCGGUUCAGUCAUGGCAUCGCUCCCCAUGUUCACAUCAUCAUAGCCAACCUCUAUUUCGUCACUCCCCCCAUGCUCAACCCAAUUGUUUACGGGGUUUAUACCAAAGAACUUCGUGACAAAGUGGGUAAAUACAUCUGCAGAAUGUGA
Chelonoidis abingdonii (Abingdon island giant tortoise) is the source of this 939-nucleotide messenger RNA. Its product is annotated as olfactory receptor 52N4-like. Gene Ontology annotation, molecular function: olfactory receptor activity; G protein-coupled receptor activity. Gene Ontology annotation, biological process: G protein-coupled receptor signaling pathway. Gene Ontology annotation, cellular component: plasma membrane. The record is from RefSeq and is a predicted model, not a curated record. NCBI's taxonomy places the organism in Eukaryota, Metazoa, Chordata, Testudines, Testudinidae.